ACUAUAAAAACCUAGCAAUGACUAUUAUCCCUGAAACAUCUUUCGUUCCUUUCCCACCAUAUGCCCCUCAAAGCUGCGAGCAAUGCUAUAAGCCAUUUCCAUUCGUCGGAUGAAGAGGGGAAGCCACCAUGUCAGGCCAUAAAGAGCCGACUCAAAGAGAAAUGCUGAUAGGAUGCUUUCCCAAACCCCUACCACAAAGGUAUGUAGUUGUAAGCAUACUAGCUACUGACAAAUAUCAUUCUCCAAAAUUUCUUAAAUUUACCAAUUUCUCAUGAGAUUUUUAGGUUUCACUUAAGGGCCUGUUUUCAUCAUGCAAGUUGGCAUGAUGGCAUUGGAAUCUUUUGGUGCAUAGCUGUUAUAUUUGAGCAUUUAAACAAUUUGAACUUGGAUGUGGAUGGAUCUAUGUCAAUCUCUGCAGGUAGAAACUUUAUUUCUGAAAAUGCAUAUGAAGAUGUCAUUAGUCAGAUGAAGGAUUUAUCUGUUGAAGCUAGAGGGAAGGGCACUUCCAAGAAAGAACUUGAUUGUCAACGCAGCCUUUUCUAUGAUAUCAUGGAAUGCAUUGAGUGGAUGAAAAUGUUGGUCCUGAAGGUAUUGAAAAGGCAGUUGUUCUUAUUGUAUAUGUCUCACCUUCUUCCAAUGCUCAGCCUACAACUACACAAGAUAGUGCCUUUGUUCCUACUUCACAUGGUGACUGCAACAUACCCGUUAAUGCAACUCUCGUCUAUGACAAUCUUUUCGUUGGAAUUUACAACUGAAGAUCCAACAAGAUGGAGAGAUUUUAUGGCAUUGGGUAAGAUGAGAAGGCCACUUAGGUGUGAUGGUAUCAUGAAAUUUCUUGGAUAUGAAAUGUGGUUGCUUUUGAAAUUUUGA
Molecule: messenger RNA, 870 nt
Organism: Magnolia sinica
Lineage: Eukaryota; Viridiplantae; Streptophyta; Magnoliopsida; Magnoliales; Magnoliaceae
Exons: 3
Coding region: 403-870 (155 amino acids)
Source: RefSeq, a predicted model, not a curated record